Malania oleifera is the source of this 2470-nucleotide messenger RNA. RefSeq names its product probable methyltransferase PMT10. Gene Ontology annotation, molecular function: methyltransferase activity. Lineage: Eukaryota; Viridiplantae; Streptophyta; Magnoliopsida; Santalales; Ximeniaceae. The coding region runs from base 182 to 2197 and encodes 671 amino acids. The transcript has 9 exons. The record is from RefSeq and is a predicted model, not a curated record. Gene Ontology annotation, cellular component: cytoplasm; trans-Golgi network; endosome.
GGUUUAGUACGACGCGCUAACGUCAACGUCGUGCCCUCGACGGACCGUCCUCCUCACUCCUCUCCUCUCCUCUUCAGCAUUUUCUUCUCCACUUCUCCCCCCGUUUUCUCGAGAAAAUCCCUUGAGAAAAUUACACCGUCAGAUUUAGCAUUUCUCAGGCCUUUCCCCAGUCCUUGAAGCCAUGAAGGCCACGCUCGCUACCGAAAUCUUAAAGCCCCCCAUUUUAGUCAAAAUUACGGGUUUCUUCCUCUUCUCCCUCGCCUUUUUCUACCUCGGCCGGCGCUACUCCCCCGGUUACCAGCAGCUCACCUUCUUCUCUCUCCGCCCUCUGUCCACCCACCCCUCCGUCGUCGCCUCCCCGAACUCCGGCAACUCUUCCGAACUCGCCGUCUCCAUCCUCGCACCGAUCACAAACGCGCCGCCACUGGCAAUCCCGCCCCCGCCCCAGCUGACGACUCCGCCACCGCCCCCGCCCCCACCCCCGGGGGUGGAGAGGACGGGAAUUAUUGAUGAGAAUGGAACGAUGGCGGCGGAUUUCGAUAUCGGUGCGUUGGAUCCUGAUCUGGAUGGGGAUUUGGGGAAUUCGAGCGGGAGAGAGGAGGGAGAGAGUGAGAAGAGGGAGUCUAGGGUUAGGAUGGAGAGAUAUAAAGUGUGUAGAGACAGCAUGAGGGAGUAUAUACCGUGUUUGGACAAUGUGGAGACGAUUAAGAGGUUGAAUUCUACGGAGAGAGGGGAGCAGUUCGAGCGGCAUUGUCCGGAGAAAGGGAAAGGUUUGGAUUGCUUGGUGCCGGCGCCGAAAGGGUACCGGACUCCAAUCCCUUGGCCCCGGAGCAGAGACGAGGUAUGGUUCAAUAAUGUGCCCCAUCCACGCCUAGUUGAGGAUAAAGGGGGGCAGAAUUGGAUCUCUGUAAAGAAAGAUAAGUUUAUUUUUCCUGGUGGUGGAACACAAUUUAUCCAUGGGGCAGAUCAAUAUCUGGAUCAAAUUUCACGGAUGGUUCCUAAGAUUGCAUUUGGCCACAAUACUCGGGUUGCUUUAGAUAUUGGUUGCGGAGUGGCAAGUUUUGGUGCUUUUUUGAUGCAGCGCAAUGUGACCACUCUCUCAAUAGCACCAAAAGAUGUUCAUGAGAACCAGAUUCAGUUUGCACUUGAGCGUGGUGUGCCCGCCAUGGUAGCGGCAUUUGUAACACGCCGUUUGUUGUUUCCAAGCCAAGCUUUUGACUUGAUACAUUGUUCAAGAUGUAGAAUUAAUUGGACCCGUGAUGAUGGAAUUUUGCUUCUUGAGGUCAACAGAAUGCUAAGGGCAGGAGGAUACUUUGCUUGGGCGGCACAGCCUGUUUAUAAGCAUGAGGAGAACCUACAAGAACAAUGGAAAGAAAUGGAGAACCUUACUACCCGCAUUUGUUGGGAACUUGUAAAGAAGGAGGGAUAUAUUGCUAUAUGGCGGAAGCCUUUAAACAACAGCUGCUAUCUUAAUCGUGAUACUGGAGUGCAACCUCCACUUUGUGAUCCCAAUGAUGAUCCAGACAAGGUUUGGUAUGUUGGUCUGGAGGCAUGCAUCACUCGAUUACCUGAAAAUGGUUAUGGAGGUAAUGUUACCACAUGGCCUGCACGCAUUCAUUAUCCGCCAGACAGAUUACAGAGCAUAGUAAUGGAUGCUUACACAUCCAAGAAGGAAAUCUUUAAGGCUGAGUCAAAAUAUUGGAAAGAAAUUAUAGAAAGUUAUGUUCGUGCUUACCGCUGGAAGAAAUUAAAACUUCGAAAUGUGAUGGACAUGAAAGCUGGCUUUGGAGGGUUUGCUGCAGCAUUACAUGAUCUUGGGAUUGAUUGCUGGGUCAUGAAUGUUGUUCCUUUUAGUGGGUUCAAUACUUUGCCCAUCAUAUAUGACCGAGGUCUGAUUGGAGUCAUGCAUGAUUGGUGUGAGCCAUUUGAUACAUACCCAAGAACAUAUGACCUAUUGCACGCGGCAGGUCUCUUCUCUAUCGAGAAAAAAAGAUGUAACAUAUCAACCAUCAUGCUUGAGAUGGAUCGAAUGCUUAGACCAGGUGGACAUGUUUAUAUCCGUGACUCAUUAUCUGUUAUGGAUGAGAUUCAAGAAAUUGCGACUGCCAUGGGAUGGACAUUCACUCAACAUGAUACAGGUGAGGGUCCCCAUGCCAGCUGGAAGAUAUUGAUAUGUGAGAAACACAACUUACAUUGAAAAUUUUUUAGCAAAGCAAGUCAUUUGUAUUCUUCACUUCAAAGGAAAUAUGGAAUCCGUAUGAAAUCUCACUGAGAAAAAGACUCUGCCUGCCCAUUCUGAAAUCUCAGCAAUAGAAAGAGAGGCAGUGCCAUUUACUAAUUGUUCAUGUCUUGAUAUAUUUAUUUCUGUACAUUACUUAUGCAUAGCUAACUAACAGGAUGCUUUGAAAGUUAACAGGUGCCCAUUUGAAUAAUAUUGAAAGAAGAAAAGAGAAUUUUCUUUUUCUUACCA